AUGAAGACCACCUUCACUCUCCUCCUCAUCGCCAUGCAGGCCGUCAGCCUCGCUGCUGCCGGCCCGACCGACCUCCCCUUGGGCGUCGAGGUGCGCGAGGAGCAGGGCAGCCUCGUCGUGCGCGAAGUGUCCUCCGAGGGCACCGGUCUCGAAAAGCGAUGCCGCGAGUGCGUCCACGUCGGGGACCGCUGCACCAUCGGCCACGGCAGCUGCUACGCCAGGGAGCAGGCCUCGUGCACCUGGUGCGGAAACCACUGCAAGUCGAUCUGCAUCCCCAAUGGGGAGAGCUGCCAGAAGUGGUGUCUCUGA
Pyricularia oryzae 70-15 is the source of this 309-nucleotide messenger RNA. RefSeq lists its product as uncharacterized. Lineage: Eukaryota; Fungi; Ascomycota; Sordariomycetes; Magnaporthales; Pyriculariaceae. The coding region runs from base 1 to 309 and encodes 102 amino acids. The transcript is spliced from 2 exons. The record is from RefSeq and is a predicted model, not a curated record.